Messenger RNA from Paramormyrops kingsleyae, 2436 nucleotides. It is a transcript of the gene glsl, whose product is annotated as glutaminase like. Gene Ontology annotation, biological process: L-glutamine catabolic process. The record is from RefSeq and is a predicted model, not a curated record. Gene Ontology annotation, molecular function: protein binding; glutaminase activity. Lineage: Eukaryota; Metazoa; Chordata; Actinopteri; Osteoglossiformes; Mormyridae.
CCUUUUCUUUCCCUCCCAACUCACGGAGCAGACGCCAGCCGAAGCUAUCAGGCACACCGGAACUGAAGCAAGACUACAGCUGGAUCCAGAAGCAUUUUGGACCAGAGAGAUUUAUGUAUGCAAAUGUACGUGGGAUGGGAGAAAGUCUGCUUUUAAAACGGUUGGAAAAAAUACCUACAGAAACAGUCUGUAUAGGGCAGCAGAUGAAAAAACAAGGAGUGGUUUGUAUGUUUGUGUGACAGUUGGACUGGCUCACUCAUACACGGGAAAGUGCUUAUCUGCCAAUGGAGAACAUCCCACAUCAGGAUCAUCCUGAAGAAAAUUCAUAUCUCUGUUUCCAGAGAACUCCAUCACUCCGCCGCAAAUGGAGAAAGCGAUACGGAGGCUUGGAUGGAAAUAAAUUACUGGAGCCCAACACCGAAGAUGAUUCAACAGAAAAUGGGUCUGUGAAUGAACCACAUCAGGAUAGGAAUUUCCCCCAGACGCAGAGUCCUGAAAGCCUGGUACAGGCGAGAGCCACAACUGUGAAUCCAAGUCUAAAGUCACAAAAUGCUGUCCAGCCACAGAUGCCUAUUAAGUUUGUGACCCCAGGAUCAAUAGGUAAACGUGGAAGCUGUGACAUCGCGCCUGUAGGCUCUCCAAUGGUGACCAAUGGGAGGCCAGGAAAAGUGGGACCCCAGCGAGAGCAGGCGGGGAACCCUACCCCAUUCUGGCACAGUUUUAACAGAUUGGACCCCCAGCAAGCAAAGAGGAAGGGGACUGCUGAUGUUCUGUUUGAAAGUUUUGCUUCUGAGGGAAGAGUCAACACAAGCAGACUUUUUGAGGCAAUCUGGAGAUCUGGGAUUCGGAAAACUGACCCCAGGAUUAUUGAUUGCCACCUACUGAUGACGAAACUCCAGGCGGCAGAUGGGACAGUUAACAGGGAUGCCUUUCACAGGAGUACCACAGGCUUUGUGUCUUUCAUCGUGAAAGCCCUGCAAGGCCGCUUCAUCAUCCCGGACUUCCCCACAUUCACUGAGGAGACGCAGAAACUUUUCUUGAAGACCAAACAGCUCGACCCUGUCAAGCAAGGACCAGGGAAUGAAGGCAGCUGGAAAUGGGGAGUUUCUAUUUGCACGGUGGAUGGGCAAAGGUUGUCGCUCGGAGACUGUAUGGAACCCUUCCUCCUGGAAGCGCUCUCCUGGCCCUUUGUUUACGGCAUGGCGGUGGACCAGCUCGGAGUGGACUAUGUCCACAGAUACGUGGGCGUGGAGGAGUUCUCAAAGUAUGACUCACCUUUCACCCUCACCAAACAGGGAAUGCCUCACAGCCCACUGAUUGUCACCGGUGCUAUCAUCACUGCAUCCUUGUUACAGCUACCAGCACGAGUUGAGGCAGAAGAAGAAAAGUAUGACUCGGUUUUGAAUACAUUCAGACGGCUGUGUAAUAAAGAACAUACAAAUUUGAACUGCACAAGCUAUCAGAACUUGAAGAAAGAGAGUGUCAGACUGCAUUCCCUGUCUUUUUACCUUCAGGAAAAGAAGUGUUUUCCAGAAUCUGUGGACAUAAAUGCUGCUGUGGAUUUAAUCCAGCAGUGUUCAUCGACCGAGGUCACCUGUGAGUCCGGGGCGGUGAUGGCUGCUACUCUAGCCAAUGGGGGGCUCUGCCCCUUGUCAGGUGACCAGGUUCUGAGCCCUUCAUCGGCACGUGCUAUGCUGUCCAUGAUGCAGGUGGCUGGGAUGAACGACUACUCCAGGCUCUUCCACUUCAAGACCUCAGUCCCAGCGAAGUCAAGCAAAUCGGGCAGCUUGCUUGUAGCCGUGCCCGGGGUCCUGGGCAUCAUGUGCUGGUCCCCUGAGCUGGACGCCUUCGCAAACUCCUGGAAAGCGGUGCACUUCUGCGAGGAGCUGGUCUCAACAUUCCAGCUUCACAGCUUUGACAUCAGGACGCCGUUUCGUCAGGUGGUCGCGUACAGGCAGUGGAAAGCCGAAUCUGAGGGCUACCAGAUAAUGAAUAUCUUACUCGCGGCCUACAGAGGAGAUGUGCAGUCCUUACGGAGGUACUUCCUGUCAGGAGUAGACAUGAACGCGGUGGAUUACGACGGGAGGUCAGCUCUACACAUAGCCGCCUCACAGGGUCAGACAGAAGCCGCUAAGUUCCUUAUAGAGAACGCUGGAGCAAGCAUCUCAGUCAGAGACAGAUGGGGCACCACUCCGCUUCAGGAUGCUGUGCGGAGUAACCACAGUCACAUGGUACAGAUGCUGCAGAAGUCCGAAGGUUAAGGAGGACCUGAGUGACCCUGCAAACCGCUCAGGAGGGCGUCCCCUAGCCGUUACACGCAUGUGGGCACGGACAGGGCGCCUCGGGGCGUCGCAGGCAUUGAAAUGCAGGGCUUUUCACAUCUCUCAAUGAAUUAUAAACAACUUACAAAAGCUGAUUAAUAAAAUGGUACUUUGG